Lineus longissimus is the source of this 4045-nucleotide messenger RNA. Its product is annotated as pituitary homeobox x-like. Gene Ontology annotation, molecular function: RNA polymerase II cis-regulatory region sequence-specific DNA binding; DNA-binding transcription factor activity, RNA polymerase II-specific. Bases 232 to 1215 code for a protein of 327 amino acids. The transcript is spliced from 3 exons. NCBI's taxonomy places the organism in Eukaryota, Metazoa, Nemertea, Pilidiophora, Heteronemertea, Lineidae. Gene Ontology annotation, cellular component: nucleus. Gene Ontology annotation, biological process: regulation of transcription by RNA polymerase II; anatomical structure morphogenesis. The record is from RefSeq and is a predicted model, not a curated record.
ACACCUAAAGAGUGGUAAAUAGAACUGGCAGCCAACUGCACGCCUAUUCAUUGGCAGAGUUGACUUUCCUCCGGUAAUCAAGUGGUUUAGAAGUCAUUAGUUCGAGGAGGAAGCGAGUGUCAGGCGGACUUAGCAAAACUACGAGAAGGCUUUCAACCAAAUCUAGCAAUUGAGGCGAACACUAGAUAUCAUAGGCGCAGUAUUUGGAUAGUAAUCCUUCACUGAUUAUUAAUGGACUCCCUCAAUGAAACGUUGUGUUUAGAAGAACUGGUAGCAAGUUGUGAUAGUCGCCAGUCCUCUCACGUGAGCAGUAUGACCGUGCAAGGUUUGGUCAGUACGGAUACCAGUGUGCUUAGUUCAGGGUUAACGUCCCCUGCUUCAUCAUCUUCAUCAUCAUCAGGGACGCAGUCUACGUUAACAGACAUGACAGACACGCGGCCGGAGUCGAAAGGAGGUGAAACCAAUGAAAAUGCGAAGCCAGCCAACUCAGAGGACAGUGCCACGGAGGACGAUAUAAAAAAGAAACGCCGGCAAAGACGGCAAAGAACGCAUUUUACUAGUCAACAGUUACAGGAAUUGGAGGCGACAUUUGCGCGGAAUCGGUAUCCAGAUAUGGCCACGCGGGAGGAGAUCUCCGCUUGGACGAAUUUAACGGAAGCUAGAGUCAGGGUAUGGUUCAAAAACAGACGGGCGAAGUGGCGAAAGAGAGAACGCAACAUGGAGACGUUCAAAACGGGUUUUGGACCACAGUUCAAUGGACUCGUACAGCCUUUCGAUGACGGGUUAUACACGGGCUAUUCAACGUACAAUAACUGGGCGUCAAAGGUGCCGAGCCCCCUUGGCUCCAAAGGUUUUCCGUGGGGACUGAACUCUCAUGUUAACCACUUAUCCUCGGUUGUGUCUAGUCAGCCUAUCGGUGGAUUCACGUCAUCUCCCAAUAGCAUCACAACCACCAUGGUACCCAGUAUGACCGUACCCAGUGUACCCUCUAUGUCGAAUACAAUGAACAGUGCAGCGGGUACGCCUUGCCCGUACGCGACACCCGCACCACCUUACAUCACCUACAACAGGGAUCAGUGCUCGAACAGCAUUGCUGCUUUAAGACUCAAAGCAAAACAUCAUUCCACUGGAUUUGGGUAUGCACCGGUGUCUUCGAGACAGCCCACCCUGUCAGCGUGUCAGUACGCAUCGGUGGGACAGGGAGCGGCGGUGUGAGGUAACGCGGGAGGACUCAAGGACACGAGCAAAUCCAUGACCUCUUCUGUGUCAUGACAUUAACGUCAUCAGAGGAACUCGAAGAGCAGUGUCUCAACCGGUGACCAUGUUCAGAGUAUGGGUGGACUGGGUGCGCACGCAUGUGAGAAUCCAAUAGGCAAUGACAGAUCUUUCUAUUUCACGUGAUAUGCUUGGGAUUAUGAACUGAAUACCUCCUGUGUAUAAAGUGGAAGAUGGUUGGCUGAAGAACUGUAACAUUGUUUGUCGACUUGGAACUUUGGCAAGCUGGACAUCAAGAGUGGUCGCCAGUAUAACAUUGUUUCAAACAUGAAGCCGACAUAAUUCGUUCAAUCCGAGAGUCCCUCAGUUGAAGAGUUGUUCAAAUAGCGAUAACACUGGCUGAUGUUGUAGUGACCUUUGAACGGACGCGCACAUGAGCUCGUCUUGCAUGUCUUGGUUAGUCAAACGUCUCUGAAAUAAUCAACGCUAUUUGAAGAAAGUGCUGCUACUGAUAUUUCCAAAUGAACGGCGGGUUGUAAUUUAAAUGGUAGUUUUAUAGGUUUGUAAGUGUGUAGGAAAUCAAAAUCAAAACAGAGACUUCAUACUUUGAGCAUGAGAUCUCUGGUGAGGCACGGGGCUGGGCUAAGGAGCGCGAGACAACGACAGAUAUGAGAGUAGUGGUUGUGUCUUUGUCGCGGUUGUCUUGGUGGAUGUGACGCCCACUCACGUAUUGCGCUUGACAAAGGCGUACGUCAUCUACAAGUUUCUUCGUUUUCGUCAUGGAACAGCUGUAACCAUCGACUCACUUGCCCAGUUUCAGGUCUAUUUCUAGUCAAUAUGAAACCAAAAACAACAGUACAUAUUGUGCUGCAAGCUAUCGAUUUGAGGAUGAUGGUACAAUCUGUGUGAUGAUCAUUGAACCAUGUUUGCUGUCGAGAGGACCAAAUCAUCAUUAUUAUUGGCCCGGUCUGUUUGACCACCGACGUACUUUCCAAGUCUGGAUAGAACACCGGGCAUGAUGACCUGCAUGUAGAAUCAAUCGAUAGACCAUUUGCACAUCAUCCACAGGCACAUGAAGAUCUCGAAUCAAUCAAUUAAUAGAUCGCUCACUCUAUCAACCUCCCCAACUGAUGUGAACACGUGUUGUCAGUUGUGGUGGCGUUUUAAAUGGACUGAUUGAAUAAUCAAGCUAUUGAUUGAUUAUAGAUCUUCUUGCGCCUGUGGGUGAAAGCGAAUGUUUUGAUGAUUUCAAAGAGUAUGUCCGUAUUCGUAUUUGGGUAUCAACCAGCAUACAGGGUGUACCAUCAUUCUCAAAAACUUCUAUCCUUUUGUAAAUAUUUCUUCUCGAGAUCCGAGUGUGCUCUGGCUGCGGCCAUAGGUUUAUGUAUGUAGUAUUAAUUAGUGGUUGAUAAUAUAUUCGAUACAGUAUGCAGAUUAUUUUAUAAUGUUGUGAAAUGAGAGUCACUGUGCUGCAGCAGUGAUGAAUUCGACUGCCUAAACUAUUCUCUUUUUUUCUUGUCAGAGUUGUCUAAUUAAGUUGUCUUGUCGAACUCCAAGUGCAUUUGACGGUUUCUAUUCUCUCUCACUGUCCUUUGAAAGACAAGAAGGAAAUUAGUACAGAAAAACCAAGUUAUCUUGACUGUACAUCAUUGGUAUGAUGAUACUAUCAAUCAUGAAGAUACGAUUAUGAUAAUCAGACUGUUGAGAUGGUAGAGCAUGAAGCACUUGUAUCUAAUGAGCAGCCAGGCAGAACUCCCCCAUUCAUCAGUCUCUAUAUCAACACAUUUCAUGGGGUCAGAAUGCUUUAUGGAACAUUGGGUACAUUGUCCUCUCCGCCAGUUUCAACCUCCACACAUUAUGAUACAUCAUCAAAGGUUUCCAUGUACAAGGCUACUUGUACUUCGUGACAAGUGAAAGACGAUUUACAUUACAAGGAAACACUUGAAAUCGUAAUAAUAUGUAGGAAUUCGUGUUAGUGAGUUCGUAGGAUGUUACAAUGUCGACCAAAACUUCCCGUGAAAUCUGAAAUAGUUGUAACUGCAUCGUAAUAAUCAUGCAUACAUGUAUCUUUUCGAAAAUUGAAAUAGACAUACUUGUGUGAAAUAAUUAACUUCUGACUGCCCAGUUUCAGACACAAACAAAUGUAGUUAAUCAAUUAUGAAGCUGUUUGACCGUCAGUGUCUGAGCAACCUUGAGUCUGUCAUAUUUGAAAGACUCUGCUUAUUAUAAGAAGGUCGAUUUCGUUGGGUAUUAUUGUGUGAGUUGCAUUUCAAUUCUUCUAGAAAGACUAGUCAGCACUAUAUUGAAUUCAACCUGCAUUUUAAGUGACUUGAAUCGGUACAGUCAUACGGAAGUACUCUGUGACGACAGCAUAGUAGGCCUACCCAUCAAUUUGUUUUGUUAAGAGACUGAGAGGACUGAACUUUUUCCCCAGCUUCUUGUUUCAACUCUCAAACACAGUUUUACUGGUGUUUCACUAAGAACUUUACCGAUUUUACCUCUUCUUGCACUUGAGUCAAUUAUACACCAAUGGCUUAGUAAUGUACAUAAAAGUAAUCCUGAUUUGCCGUUAUUGGAUCAGGUGAUUAUUUUGUGCUAAGAAAAUGGGAUUUCUUGCUGUUUUCUCAAGGCUUAUUAUGUAUCGUCUUGGCCUAGGUUUCCUCUGUUACCAAACACCCUCCAAACAUUGACAAGCCACGCGUGUUUUCAGGACCAAAUCCCACUGAUUUUUCUUAUUUUUCUCUGUAAUGGUUUUUCAUAUCGAAUCAUGUUUUUUCAUGGAUUGGCAAGAGAAUGAAUAACCACAAUAAAAAUGUCUAAGUAUCACAAA